AUGGUGGGUAGAGGCGCGUCCCGCAUCCCCGACCGGUGGACCGACUACAUCCCGCUGGGCAGGAGGAUACCGGGAACGCGCUUCAUCGCCUUCAAGGUGCCCCUGAGGAAGAGCUUUGAUCAGAACCUUCAUCCGGAGGAGAGAUUUUCACCCCAUGACCUUAUUAAGAAAAUCAAAGAGCAGAAGGAAGAGCUGGGCCUGAUCAUUGACCUGACCUACACCACUCGUUACUACAAGCCGGAGGAGCUCCCAGCCUCAGUCUUCUACUCAAAGAUCUUGACAAUGGGACAUCAAAUCCCAAACAGGCACACUGUUUCUCAGUUCAAGUAUGUUGUAAAACAGUUUCUGAGAGACAACAGAAACAACAAUAAACUCAUAGGAGUUCAUUGCACACAUGGCUUGAACAGAACCGGCUACCUGGUUUGUAGGUACCUGAUUGAUGUUGAAGGCAUGGAGGCAAACACUGCAAUUGAGUUGUUCAACAGAGCUCGAGGGCAUCCUAUAGAGAGAAUCAACUAUAUCCGACAUCUUCAGCAGAGACCUGUAAAAAAGAAUUGGGGACUAAACGGAUUGGACUCGGACUGCUUCAGACAAAAAGCUGCCCCUACCCCAAUCAGCAACAACCAGAUGAUCAAACAUCAUUCACAUCAUUCAGACCAGUUCCCCAUAGCAGUGCCCAGGAAAUCUGGCAGCUCCAAGAAGAGGCAUAGAAGAGGUGCCACGGCACAGACACCGUACCAGGUGCCAGCACAUGAGCUCAGGGCCAUGGAUCCAAGGCAGCCCCACAGGCUGGCAGUGAGGAACUGUCAGCUCUUGCUCCCCACCAAGGAGCAGAGCAAUGGACUGUUCUUUCCCCCUCAGAACCCCCAGUUCUGCCCAGCUCAGGGAAUGCAGCCAGCCAGGAGACGCAGGCACCAUCACCGGAAACCUGUUGGGCCAGCAUAGAGAAUGUUGUCCAUAAGGAAAGCCCAUCCAGGGCUGUUUCUUUCAUCCCUCCAGGAUGGGGCUCAGCGCUGGAAUGGGCAGCUUUGCUGUAACCUUCAUCAGCCAUUGGGAGCUGUAGUUGUUCCCAGCACAGAUCUUUUAGCUCAGUUUUCAUUUAACUUUUCUGUGCUUUUAGAAAUCCCACAGGAAUUUUGUCUCCUCUGGAAUUCCAGAGUCAGAGCUCUGCUCCCUCAGGGAAGAAUAAACACAGACACAAAUGGACUAAUGCUGAAGAAACAUCCGCAGGAGCAUCCCUUUAACUGUCAGCUGAAAGAGUCUUCCUUAUUUUUCUCAAUACAACAGAUUUUAUUCAGCCUAAA
Neopsephotus bourkii (Bourke's parrot) is the source of this 1304-nucleotide messenger RNA. RefSeq names its product dual specificity phosphatase 11 (gene DUSP11). Gene Ontology annotation, molecular function: protein tyrosine/serine/threonine phosphatase activity; polynucleotide 5'-phosphatase activity. The transcript is spliced from 9 exons. The record is from RefSeq and is a predicted model, not a curated record. Lineage: Eukaryota; Metazoa; Chordata; Aves; Psittaciformes; Psittacidae. The coding region runs from base 1 to 945 and encodes 314 amino acids. Gene Ontology annotation, biological process: protein dephosphorylation.